CACCUUUUUUACAUUGAACUCCGAAAUCCCUCGCCGGAGAGUCAUAAAAAGACCUAGGAUUUGUUGAUCACCGGACUAACGCCGGCCAUGGCUAUGCAAGCUGGAGUAGGCUUAACUAAGAUCGUAUUUAUUGUCGGAGCAGGGUAUACAGGUACUUUGCUUUUCAAAAACGGUAAAUUAUCUGAUGUGAUAGGCGAGCUUCAGAAUUUGGUCAAAAGUUAUGAAAAAUCAGGGGAAUCAGAUGGUGGAGAAUCGGAUGUCAUUGCUGCACAGGUUCGUAGGUUGGCAAUGGAGGUUCGACAGUUGGCUUCGGCACGACCAAUUACUGUUCUAAAUGGCAGUUCUAGUGGUGACUGGACAUCUCUGAUAGUGCCAGCUGCUGCAGUGGGUGCCUUAGGUUAUGGAUACAUGUGGUGGAAGGGUCUGUCAUUCUCGGACCUUAUGUAUGUAACGAAAAAGAAUAUGGCAACUGCUGUUUCAAAUCUGACAAAACAUCUGGAGCAUGUCUCUGAUGCUCUUGCUGCCACAAAGAAGCAUUUGACACAGCGAAUUGAGAACGUGGAUGGGAAAUUGGAUGAGCAAAUGGAGAUGUCAAAACUGUUAAGGAAUGAGGUUAAUGGUGUGCGUGGUGAUCUAUCCAAGAUUGAUUGUGAUUUGGAUGAAUUAAAAGGGCUGGUUUAUGGUCUGGAUGGCAAACUACUAUCCUUGGAAGGCAAGCAGGACCUUACAAAUGCCGGUGUCAUGUACCUGUGCGAUUUUAUCAGCGGGAAAAGGGUGAAGAUGCCUGAAACACUGCAGGAACAACUUAAAACAGUGGGCAACUCUAUUCCUAGUCUAAUGGGCCUUAAAGAACUUGCUGACUCCUCACCGCAAGCAAUGAACAGCAUAUUUAUUACAGAAAUUGCUCAAGAUGGUACUGAUAAGUUGUUAGAGCCACCUAGGCCCCUGUUGAGGACGGCCUCUAUCAGGUGCUGAAUGGUGUUCACCUGGAUUGCUUUUGGGUUAUAUUAUAUAGAGUUAACCAUAUCUGCUUUUCACCAGCAUACUAAUGAAUGUUUUCAAAUCGCAAGAUUUGUACAUGCUACUAAGUGGUAGAAUACAACAAUAUUACAUUGUUCAUAUUUCAUUAUUUAAUUGUCUGGGGAUCUUACUAUUGUUUCUUCACAGCAGGGUUGUAUAUUCUUUAGCUAUUUUUGUACCUUGCUGGGAUUUUUAUCUUAGUUUGAUGCAUCCCUCGUCAUGUACCUUUCUUUUUACGCUAUUUGUUGGGCUGAAGCGCCACUUGUG
Molecule: messenger RNA, 1287 nt
Organism: Nicotiana attenuata
Lineage: Eukaryota; Viridiplantae; Streptophyta; Magnoliopsida; Solanales; Solanaceae
Exons: 13
Coding region: 88-975 (295 amino acids)
Source: RefSeq, a predicted model, not a curated record